AAUAUUCUUAUUCUCAAACCAACAUUCCAACAACAAAUAACCAAAUCCUAAAAAAGAAAUACAACUUCCUCUUUAUAAUAAAAUGGCAAUAACCAAGUUUGUGAUUCUAGCUGCCGUCAUGGCAGCCUUGGUGGUGAUGACUCAUGCCACCAUCAUAACCACCGAAGUCGAGAUUGAAGAUGACUUUGAACAAGGGAGGGGCUCAUCUAGCCAGUGUCGCCGCCAGCUAAGGUCGCAGUGGCCGAACCACUGUGAGCAGUACAUGAUGCAAGGCAUGAGGAGGUACAUGGGUCGUGAUGAGGAUGAUAACCAAGGAAGUCAACAAUACUUAGAGAAGUGUUGUGAUGACUUGAAGAUGAUGAGGCCACAAUGUCAAUGUGAAGCCAUGAAGAUGAUAGUGGAAGAAAAAGGGAUGAUGCAUGAACAAAGAAUGAUGGAAAAAGCCAUGAACAUUCCUAGGAUGUGUGGUACCAUGCAACGCAAGUGCCGCAUGUCAUACAUGGAGUAAGACGUACUAUAUGAUGUGCAUGCAUGCAUGUAUGUCAUCCUAUAUAUGCAUGUAUGCAAGCUAGGGUAUGGUCAUCAACAUCAUCAACAUCAUGAUCAUGAUGCAUGGUGGAUGAUUAUGAUCAUUGUUGUCUUUAAAUUCUCUUAGUUAAUUAGCUAAGUCUAAUUUUCUUAAGAGAGAAUGUUAUAUAAGGGAUGAUUUUAGGGCACAUGGUCGUGUGCCUUGAUGUUUUCUUUUGAGCUUUGUACUUGUUUUUAGUUGUUUCAUUUGAGCUAUGCACAAUAAAUAAAAGUUAGCUCGUUCGGUCUUGAUCACUA
Chenopodium quinoa (quinoa) is the source of this 825-nucleotide messenger RNA. Its product is annotated as 2S albumin-like. The transcript has a single exon. Bases 83 to 508 code for a protein of 141 amino acids. Lineage: Eukaryota; Viridiplantae; Streptophyta; Magnoliopsida; Caryophyllales; Amaranthaceae. Gene Ontology annotation, molecular function: nutrient reservoir activity. The record is from RefSeq and is a predicted model, not a curated record.